AAUCCGUCGGGGUAUUAACCACCCCGACAAUCCGUCGAAACUUAUAUCUCUUCCCCUGUUAUCCACUAAAAUUCCACGUGUCUUUCUUCAAAGAUACUUUCGGGUUCGGCUCCCACCUUCUUCAGCGGCAACUUUCCCGUCACGAUUCACAAACAUCUUCUCAACUACAUACCGACUAUUUCCUCAAAAAUAUUCUCGAGAAACUCUGUUUUCCCUUUUGAAGCUCAUGCAAGGCACCAAAUGGCAAUUUCAAUACCUAAUCACUUCCUCGCUCUCACGCAACCUUCCAAUUUCGCACUCAACCGGCGACAGCUCUCUUCUAAUCGAAUUUUCACCGGCGGCAACCAUAGCUUCCUGUCCGGCGGAGCCGGAAUAUGCAGAGCGAAACCUCGAGAGUUGGUCCUCGGCAACCCGUCGGUGACGGUAGAAAAAGGAAAGUACAGUUACGACGUUGAAACACUAAUCAACAAGCUAAGCAGCCUCCCGCCUCGUGGCAGCAUUGCGAGAUGUCUCGAUGUCUUCCGCAACAAACUUUCACUAAACGACUUCGCUUUAGUCUUCAAAGAGUUCGCUCACCGCGGCGAUUGGCAACGUUCCCUACGACUUUUCAAAUACAUGCAACGCCAGAUCUGGUGUAAGCCAAACGAACACAUUUACACCAUCAUGAUCAGCCUCUUGGGCCGCGAAGGCUUGCUCGAGAAAUGCCGCGAAGUGUUCGACGAAAUGCCUAGCCAAGGCGUGACUCGCAGUGUUUUCGCCUACACGGCAUUGAUUAACGCCUACGGACGGAACGGCGCGUAUAAUAUUUCGCUUGAGUUACUCGAUAAAAUGAAGAAAGACAAAGUUUUGCCGAGUAUUUUAACUUAUAAUACCGUGAUUAAUGCGUGUGCAAGGGGCGGGUUGGAUUGGGAGGGUUUAUUAGGUUUGUUUGCGGAAAUGAGACAUGAAGGAAUACAACCUGACAUUGUUACUUAUAAUACUUUGCUUAGUGCUUGUGCUAAUAGGGGUUUAGGUAAUGAGGCGGAAAUGGUUUUUAGGACUAUGAAUGAAGGAGGGAUACUGCCGGAUUUAACUACUUAUAGCUAUCUUGUUGAGAGUUUUGGGAAGUUAGGUAAGCUGGAGAAAGUUUCAGAGCUACUUAAGGAAAUGGAGUCUGGAGGGAAUUUGCCGGAUAUUAUGUCAUAUAAUGUGUUGUUAGAGGCAUAUGCUAAGUCGGGGUCAAUUAAGGAAGCGAUGGGUGUGUUUAAGCAGAUGCAGGUGGCCGGAUGUGCGCCAAAUGCUACUACAUAUAGUAUUUUGUUGAAUUUGUAUGGCAGGAAUGGGCGAUAUGAUGAUGUUCGUGAGCUUUUUCUUGAGAUGAAAGAGAGCAAUACAGAGCCGGAUGCUGCUACAUAUAAUAUUUUGAUACAGGUUUUUGGAGAGGGUGGGUAUUUUAAGGAGGUCGUGACUUUGUUUCGUGAUAUGGUGGAGGAGAAUAUUGAGCCUAAUGUGAAGACUUAUGAUGGUUUAAUAUUUGCUUGUGGGAAGGGAGGGCUUCAUGAGGAUGCCAAGAAAAUUCUACUUCACAUGAAUGAAAAAUGUAUAGUGCCUAGUUCCAGGGCUUAUACUGGGGUUAUCGAGGCUUAUGGACAGGCAGCAUUAUAUGAGGAAGUUUUAGUUGCCUUUAACACAAUGAAUGAAGUAGAGAGCAACCCGACCAUUGAAACUUACAAUUCACUGCUUCAGACUUUUGCAAGAGGUGGAUUGUACAAGGAAGCUAACGCAAUUUUGUCCAGAAUGAAUGAGACUGGUGUUGCAAAGAACAGGGAUUCUUUCAAUGCUUUGAUUGAAGCUUUUAGGCAAGGAGGCCAGUUUGAGGAUGCUAUCAAGGCUUAUGUAGAGAUGGAAAAAGCAAGAUGUGAUCCUGAUGAACGGACCCUUGAAGCAGUUUUAAGCGUCUAUUGCUUUGCAGGUCUGGUUGAUGAGAGCAAUGAGCAAUUCCAAGAAAUUAAAGCUUUAGGAGUGUUGCCCAGUGUCAUGUGCUAUUGCAUGAUGCUGGCUGUUUAUGCAAAAUGCGACAGGUGGGAUGAUGCCUAUCAGUUAUUUGAUGAGAUGCUCACAAAUAAAGUUUCGAAUAUUCAUCAAGUGAUUGGAAAAAUGAUUAGAGGAGAUUAUGAUGAUGACGCAAACUGGCAGAUGGUAGAGUAUGUCUUUGACAAACUUAACUCUGAAGGAUGUGGCUUUGGAAUAAGGUUCUAUAAUGCACUUUUAGAAGCACUUUGGUGGCUACGUCAGAAAGAACGGGCUGCAAGGGUGCUCAAUGAAGCAACAAAGCGAGGGCUAUUCCCUGAACUUUUCCGUAAAAACAAACUUGUAUGGUCUGUGGAUGUACACAGGAUGUGGGAAGGUGGCACUUACACAGCAGUCUCAAUUUGGCUCAACAGUAUGCAGAAGAUGUUCUUAAGUGGGGAUGAUCUUCCUCAACUUGCUACUGUUGUUGUAGCACGGGGGCAGAUGGAGAAAAGCUCAAUUGCCCGUGAUAUUCCAACUGCAAAAGCUGCCUAUACAUUCCUGCAGGAUAUUGUGUCGUCAUCAUUUUCUUUCCCUGGGUGGAACAAAGGGCGAAUUGUCUGUCAGCGGUCUCAGCUUAAGCGAAUUCUGUCAGCCACAGGCUCAUCUUCAGAUGAGUCGAAAGCGGAUAAUAUAAUUGCUUUAAGUAACUUCCCCAUUCCUUCUAUGGGAGUGAAAUCAUCUCCUGGUGAUGUAGAGUAUACCCAACAUGAUAAUGCGAUUUCAGAAACCAAAAUGAGAAGAACAGAGCUUAUGGCUGGUACAGCUUAAAUAGUAACACAAAGUCUAUUCAUCAGUUUUCCGGUCUUGGAAAAUCUGUCCGAAUUUCUGUUCAUUGGUGGAGAUUGGAGGGUUGAUUUGACGCUAGUCUCCCCAUUGUUUGCAAUGGAAAAUGUAACAAUGGUCUUUGCCAUGACAUCAGCUCACCAAAUUGCUGGAAAAAGGUGGACCUUAACCUAAGUGUCGCAACUGGUUUUUCAUGCAGCAAUGUAUCGAGCAGCCGGAUGAUGAAAGCUUCUGGUUUAAGUCGUUAGGCAAUCGUCCUUUUCAACUAAUUCAAUUAACAACAUAUGUGACAUUGAUUUUAUGAGAACAAGUUAAUGAUUUUGAUAGGAUGUUUUA
Messenger RNA from Theobroma cacao (cacao), 3171 nucleotides. It is a transcript of the gene PTAC2, whose product is annotated as plastid transcriptionally active 2. Gene Ontology annotation, molecular function: protein binding. NCBI's taxonomy places the organism in Eukaryota, Viridiplantae, Streptophyta, Magnoliopsida, Malvales, Malvaceae. The record is from RefSeq and is a predicted model, not a curated record.